Molecule: messenger RNA, 4422 nt
Organism: Spirometra erinaceieuropaei
Lineage: Eukaryota; Metazoa; Platyhelminthes; Cestoda; Diphyllobothriidea; Diphyllobothriidae
Source: the annotation of a GenBank genome assembly
AUGAAUUCAGUGGAACGGACCUUUCGUGUGGCUGCUCAAAGUUAGUAAUGAGAAUUUGAUCAAACUGCCCGGGAUGGAUGCAGGAGGAUGAAAUGAGGAAAUGUGACGUGGGAAUCGCUCGAGUGGUCCCUGAGGGGAUGAGGUCUCAGGGGGACCUAUUGAUGCAUCAAACAUCUCGCAGCAGUACUAUCCAGCUGUGGAAUAUUGGCCAAAACGUGUCUGGAAUUUACAGGCCGGCACCUGUACUGUCAGUAUGUACAACACUGUUAACAAGACAACGAAAACGAAUCGUAAAUGUCGUGAUUGAUUGCUCUACUGGUACAGGCCGAAAAAGACGAACUACCAGCCGACAAGCAUUCAUGCAUAAGUUGGCUUUUUCCUGGCCGACUUCUUGCACCGUUUUCUGGGGAGGCUGUAGGGUUGCAACGCCUUACCUCAACACCCUCAAAAAUCCUAUACAAACAUCUAAUGGUAGAAGGGAGCUCAAGCGUCCCGUUGUGCCUUAUGGACCCUCUUUCGAGCCCAACCAGCAGCCGCACAGUGACGCAUGAUAAAGGCAGAAUGAUAUUACCGACGCUGUGCGGCUGCUGGUUGGGCUCGAGAGAGAGUACAUAAGGCACAACGGAACGGGAGUUCCGUAAGAACGAUCGGUGAGCGCCGACGCUCGCGGAGAGAAGAGAAGGCGCUGACCGAAUGUCACGUGACCGGCGUGGCACACUGUCUCACGGACGUACUCGCGAGGCCGGAAACACCACGCCUGAGGAACAACGACCGCCGUCUGACGAGGGGGAGGCCAACGAGCACACCGCUGCAGCGGCAACCGCUUGAGGGGAACACAAGCCACGCCAGUCCGCCAAUGGCUGGGAUCAGGGAGGCGACAAUCAGACAACGGAAAGCAGGGUAGCCAACGAACGUGCGCUGGGCACGGUUAUAAUACGAGGCAGGCCGCAAGGCUGAACAGAUCAAGGCGAGCAAGAAACGCCGGCGAACGGCUCUGAUGAUGGAGACGAGAGAGUUUCCGAAACGUCAGUUUGAAUACAACUUGGCCCAUGAAAUCGCUUUCUCAUCUCUGUCUUCCUCGGGGGAUGAUAUACACGAUACAUAUGUAUAUUAGGAUGAGUUUUAACUGACGAGUUCAUGAGAGAUGCUUACGCCGACAUCUGCAGAAGGAGUAUCAUCAAAGACAAGGAAGAAUGGGUUGGCACUUCUGACAUAUUAGUCCUUUUCAAACGGUGAUACGCAAUCUCGGGUUUAUACACCGCAGUACUCGAGUCCGGACCCAUUUGGUCCCUGAGUUCUAAGUUCAUUGCUCCAUAGCCGAGCAACAAGCCGGAUGUUCAGUCGGUUCUCAUCCGAAUUAUUAACUAAAUCUGCCACUUAGAACUGUUUUGCCGCUUUCAUCAAACCGUACGAUAAAUCAGGAUCCAGAAGACCUGGAGUCAAUUCCGCGCUCUUAAGUUGCUGAGUACAGAGUCAAGUGUCCAGCAAUGAAGCCACGAGUUUGCAUCCUGCCAGCUGCUAUCAACAGUGGUUAAAUUCGCAUGUCAGUAUCAGACAUCAGUCCGUCCUAAUAUUCAGAAAUAAUCAUCACAGUUCCCCCGUCUUUGCCGUAUAUGUCGAGUAUUGGUCUCCAGUCUCUACGCGAUACCCCAUGUUAACCCUAACCUAGCUAACAGUAAUGUCCAAAUUCCAUCCUACAGCCAGAUUAAUAUCAUUUCGGUGCUAUUAGCAUAUUCGUCCGAUUUUUGCCUUUUCCUCUGCCCAACUCAUCUGUUGCAAAUCCAAAAAUUGUCUUCUAUUCUCCUAACCAUUUUUUGUUAAUUAAAAGCCCUUCUGUGAAAGCUCCUGAUUUCUUUUCGAGGGAACAACUGUGUAACCAUUUGCCAGCGGCCACACGGAUGAAGGUUCACUCUAGUCAUUUAAUCCUGUUUUGUUCUAAAAAAAAUUGCCUUUACCGCGGGCCGACAGCAAAGUUCAUUUAUUAAUUGACCCAAUUACAGUUCGUUUUCUAACUGUAUAGCCUACUGUCUACCAGUAAAACUUUCCUUUGGUGGCUUCAUGCGCCCAAGCGUGUCUCGCGUCUUUCUUUAAGCACCCAACGUCGAAAUGGGAAUCAGAAUUAAGUGAGCGAAUUCAGCUGUUAGUGCGCUUACAGUAGGUGGACUUACUCACGAAAUGUCAACCGAAAUUUCGAAGUACGUUCUCGUUUCGAAAAAAUUGAUUAAGUAUGGCUGUAAAAUUAAUCACCGUCCAGCAUAAUUCUAUAAUGAUCCAGUUGCCUCAGGGUGUCUUCUUUCGAAUGAACUUAUUUCCGACUACAUACAAGAGUUAUACUCUGCAAAAAUGACUGCUUAAGUAACAUGCAAUUUUCUCGUUGAUUUUCGACGCCCUUGAAAAUUCAAUAAUACUUCAUGGAAUAUAUGCAUAUAAAUAUUAGUUCUUUCACUUAUUCGGUAGAAAAUCACGUCUUCUUUUAAUUUUACACUCGAAAGAAGAGUAUAGCGGUUUUAAAAAACUUUUCUAAUUCGCGAUUAAUAUGGAAACCGACCUGCUGUUACACAUGCAUUCAGGGUUUCAAAACUACAAGCCGCAUAGUCUGUGUACGGAAAACCAUACACUUCUCUACGGCAUUAAAAGGAGACUAUAAGGGGUUCAAAAUAUUAAACAGAGGAUGUGAGCAGCAUUUUUAACUUUACAAGCCACAUUGAUAAAUACAGAUACAUGACGUUUUAUGAAAGGCCAUUUCACGGUAUUAAAAAAUCUCACAAUUAGAAACUUUUUGAAACCGAAUUAUACUCCUCCUUCGAAUAUAAAAUUGGAAGAAGACGUAAUUUUCUACCGAAUAAAUAAAAAAUGAAUAUUUUUAUGCAUUUUUUCAUAAAAUAUAAUUGAACUUUUAAGGGCAUCAAAAAUCGAUGAAAAAAUGCAUGCUACAUAAGUAGUCAUUUUUAGCCGAGCAUAGUUAUUGCAUGCAGUCUAAAAUAAGUUCAUUCAAAAGAAGGUACCCUGAUGUAACUGGAUCAUUAUAGAAUUAUGCUGGACAUUGAUUAAUAUUACAGCCAUACUUUAUCAAUCUUUUCGAAACGAGAACGCAUUUCGAAACUUUUGUUCACAUUUCAUGAGUUAGGCCACUUACUGUACGAUGACCGCCGAAUUUUAUGACAUGUAUUCUGUACUUCGAGCUAAGGAUGUGAAGUAUUCGCUGGCCUUACCUCGACCUGUAGCUAUUUAUCGUCGAUGACAACAAAGGUCUCGCUUCAUAUUACCGAGUUUCGUAAAUUGAGGACUUUAACUUCGAAGCAGAAUUUCAGAUUUCCAUCUGAUCACACUUGGCAGCAGGUGUAGCAUUACACGGUUAGGAUUCAUAUACACUGAAUCAAACAGAGAAGGGAACUAACAUCAAAGUUGUGGUUUUGCGGGAAUUUAUUACUGUCUACUGCCGGGAGUUAGAAUGGCCAAUCUUGGGAGAAAGUAACAGAGUGCCUAGAUUUUUGAUCCUGGGUGCAAAGAGGUUGGUAUUACUUCUCGAUUACUAAUUGAUCGUUGCUAUGCUAAGGACUGUGAGGGCUGGUGACAGCAGGGCGCAACGUCCAUGCUGUCCUGCAACUGGGCCGAGUCGGCGACCGUCGCGUCCAGAUGACCUUGAGUAUUUCCGAGUGCGGCCGAUUGGCCGAGAGGUCUUGGCGCAAUAAACAACCAAACUGGAAUUUAAAUCCCAGGAUUUUCUGGCCCGUAGCUGGAGUACGGGCCAGAGCGGACAGAAAAAUCACCAAAAAAUUCCUCUUACAAUCUCGUUCGGUUUUGCCAUUUACACACUGGGUAACGUGUUUGCCCCAAAAACGGGCCGCCCACUAGAUGCACUGGACCAACACAAGGGCUAGGUUGGAGUUCGGCAGACGUUAUCGGGAAUGCGCGCCGAUAACUAGUGCCUACAUUCGGGUUGUGGUAGCAGGCCCAGUUGCAUAUAACCGCCGCGCCAAUAGGUAUCCGAAUCGAUCCCACUAUAUUUAUUGUAGUUAACAAUUCUGAUCAAAUAUUUUCCGUGGACUAGGGUGUAAGCCUAGGGGUGGCCCCGGCCGCGCCAGCCAUCUGCGCCCAUCCCCACCACCUCCGGUCUUCGUGACUCUCUCCGGACAUCGGAGCCAUGAGGGGGAUGAUGAUGAUGAUGAUGAUGAUGAUGAUGAUGAUGAUGAUGAUGAUGAUGAUGAUGAUGAUGAUGAUGAUGAUGAUGAUGAUGAUGAUGAUGAUGAUGAUGAUGAUGAUGAUGAUGAUGAUGAUGAUGAUGAUGAUGAUGAUGAUGAUGAUGAUGAUGAGAAUGAGAAUGAGAAUGCAGUAGAUCAUGCUCAAGUCCACCGUCACAAUAAACUAGCUCAUGCACAGGUCACCGUUCCUGCUUUCACCCCGCUGUGGAACACACAGUGA